This is a messenger RNA of Equus quagga, 3427 nucleotides long. It is a transcript of the gene TLR8, whose product is annotated as toll like receptor 8. Gene Ontology annotation, molecular function: protein binding; pattern recognition receptor activity. The transcript is spliced from 4 exons. Gene Ontology annotation, cellular component: plasma membrane. Gene Ontology annotation, biological process: defense response to virus; positive regulation of interleukin-6 production; canonical NF-kappaB signal transduction. Lineage: Eukaryota; Metazoa; Chordata; Mammalia; Perissodactyla; Equidae. The record is from RefSeq and is a predicted model, not a curated record. Bases 229 to 3375 code for a protein of 1048 amino acids.
CGACAACAGAAAAGCGGUAAGCUGCUUCUAUCCUUUUAACAAAGCUUUCCCACCAAAUCGGUGAUUUCUGACUCCAGAAUACAGUUUGGAGGCAAAUGGUGUGAACAAAGAAAGUGACAAACGGCCAAUUCGCCCUGCCUUCACGUGUGCCUGGAGGCCGGAAGCCAAGGCUCUCGGAUUCAACCUUUCGAGAUUAUCCAGCUGGACCCGUGAGCAAGGAGUCACUCGAUGAAUGACGAGCCUUCACAUUCGGAAAACAUGAUCCUUCAGCCUUUGCUUCUGACCUGCCUUUUCCUGAUAAUCUCUGAUUCCUGUGAGUCCUUCACUGAAACAAAUUAUUCUAGAAGCUAUCCUUGUGAUGAGAAAAGGGAAAAUGUUUCUGUCAUUGCAGAGUGCAACGAUCGCCGACUGGAAGAAGUUCCCCAAACAGUGGGCAAGUACGUGACAGAACUAGACCUAUCUGAUAAUUUCAUCAUCCACAUAACAAAUGAAUCAUUUCAAGGGCUGCAAAAUCUUACUAAAAUAAAUCUAAACCACAAUGGCAAGGCACGGUCCCAGAAUGAAAAUCCUGACGUAAAUAAAAAUGGCAUGAAUAUUACAGAUGGGGCAUUCCUCAACCUACAAAACCUAAGAGAGUUACUGCUUGAAGACAACCAGUUAGACAAAAUACCCACUGGUUUGCCAGGGUCUUUAAGAGAACUUAGUCUAAUUCAAAACAGAAUAACUUCUGUAACUAAAAAGAAUACUUCUGGACUUAUGAAUUUGGAAUAUCUCUAUUUGGGCUGGAACUGCUAUUUUGGCAACAUUUGCAAUAAAACUUUUGACAUAGAAGACGGAACAUUUGAAAGGCUUACAAACUUGAAGGUGCUAUCAUUAUCUUUUAACAACCUUUCUCAUGUGCCACCCAAACUGCCAAACUCCUUGAGAGAGCUUUAUCUUAGCAACACCAAGAUCAAAAACAUCACUCAAGAAGACUUCAAGGAAUUGAGAAAUUUGACAGUACUGGAUCUAAGCGGGAACUGUCCAAGGUGCUUCAAUGCACCAUUUCCCUGUACACCUUGUGAAAGAGACUCUUCGAUUCAGAUACAUCCUCUUGCUUUUCAAGACCUGACCGAACUUCGCUACCUAAACCUCUCUAGCACUUCCCUCAGGAAGGUUCCUGCAAUCUGGUUUGACAAUAUGCACCAUCUGAAGGUGCUGCAUCUUGAAUUCAAUUAUUUAGUGCAGGAAAUAGCGUCUGGGGAAUUUUUAACAAAACUGCCCUCCUUAGAAAUACUUGACUUAUCUUUUAACUAUAUAGUGACGAAAUAUCCAAAAUAUAUUGAAAUUUCCCCGAACUUCUCUAAUCUUACGUCUCUCCAGAUAUUGCACUUAAGAGGUUAUGUGUUUCAGGAAGUUAGAAAAGAACAUUUCCGGCCCUUGAUGAGUCUCUCAAAUUUAAAGACUAUCAACUUGGGCGUUAACUUUAUUAAGCAAAUUGAUUUUACCUUUUUCCAACAUUUCCCCAAUCUGACAGUCAUUUACUUGUCAGAAAACAGAAUAUCGCCCUUGGUAAAUGAUAGCCUGCAAAAUUAUACAAAUGGCUCCGCUUUCCAAAGUCAUAUCCUUAAGCGACGUUCAGCAGAUUUUGAGUUUAACCCACAUUCAAAUUUUUAUCAUAACACCAAUCCUUUAAUAAAGCCACAGUGUACAGCUUAUGGCAAAGCCUUAGAUUUAAGCUUGAAUAGUAUUUUCUUUAUUGGGCAAAAGCAGUUUAAAGCUUUUCAUGACAUUGCCUGCUUAAAUCUGUCUUCCAAUGGCAUUGGUCAACCGUUGCAUGGAACUGAAUUUUCAGCUGUACCGCAUAUCAAAUAUUUGGAUUUGACAAACAAUAGAAUAGACUUUGAUGAUGAUAAUGCUCUCAGAGAAUUGCCUGAGUUAGAAGUUCUAGAUUUCAGCUACAAUGCACACUAUUUCCGAAUAGCAGGGGUAACGCAUCGUCUAGGAUUUAUUCAAAAUUUAACACAGCUAAGAGUUUUGAAUUUGAGCCACAACAGCAUUUACACUUUAACAGAGUACAAUAUGAAUAGUAUGUCUCUGGAAGAAUUAGUUUUCAGUGGAAACCGCCUUGACCUUUUGUGGAAUGCUGAAGACAGAAGGUACAGGAAAAUUUUUAAGUGUCUCAGGAAUCUGACACGGCUUGAUUUAUCCUUUAAUAACCUCCAGCACAUCCCAGAUGAAGCAUUCCUUAACUUGCCCCAGAAUCUUACCGAACUGUAUAUAAAUGACAAUAGAUUACAUUUCUUUAACUGGACAUUACUCCAACAUUUUCCUCAUCUCCACUUGCUUGACCUAAGUAGAAACAAACUCUCCUCUUUAACUAAUAACCUAUCUAAAUUCUCACCUUCUCUUCGGACACUGCUACUGAGUCAAAACAAGAUUUCCCACCUGCCUUCUGGCUUCUUCUCCGAAGCUAGCAGUCUGAUACACCUCGAUUUACGUUUCAACAGGCUAAAGAUGAUCAACAAAACCACGCUUCAAACUAAGACCACCAUCAAUUUAGCCGUUUUGGAACUUGGUGGAAACCCUUUUGACUGUACCUGUGACAUUGGAGAUUUUCGGAGAUGGAUGGAUGAAAAUCUGAAUAUCGCAAUUCCUAGAUUGGCAGAUGUCAUCUGUGCCAGUCCUGGGGAUCAAAGGGGGAAGAGUAUUGUGAGUUUAGAGCUAACGACGUGUGUUUCAGAUGCCAUUGCCGCAAUAUUAUGCUUCUUCACGUUCUUCAUCACUGUCACAGUUAUGUUGGCUGCCCUAGCUCACCAUUGGUUUUACUGGGAUGUUUGGUUUAUCUAUCACAUGUGUUUAGCUAAGAUAAAAGGCUACAGGUCUCUUUCCACAUCCCAAACUUUCUAUGAUGCUUACGUUUCUUAUGACACCAAAGACGCCUCUGUUACGGACUGGGUGAUAAAUGAGCUGCGCUUCCACCUAGAAGAGAGUGAAGAAAAAAACGUGCUCCUCUGUUUAGAGGAGAGGGAUUGGGACCCGGGAUUAGCCAUCAUCGAUAACCUCAUGCAGAGCAUAAACCAAAGCAAGAAGACAAUAUUUGUUUUAACCAAAAAAUAUGCAAAAAACUGGAACUUUAAAACAGCAUUCUACUUGGCCUUGCAGAGGCUAAUGGAUGAGAAUAUGGACGUGAUUGUAUUUAUUCUGCUGGAGCCAGUGUUACAGCAUUCCCAGUAUUUGCGGCUGCGGCAGAGGAUCUGCAAGAGCUCCAUCCUCCAGUGGCCUGACAACCCCAAGGCAGAAGGCUUGUUUUGGCAAAGUCUGAAAAAUGUGGUCUUAACUGAAAAUAAUUCACGGUAUAACAAUUUGUAUGUUGAUUCCAUUAAGCAGUACUAACUGAUGUUAAGUCAUGGUUCACCAACAUAAAAAUGCAAAGCAAUUAAAUUAC